Sphenostylis stenocarpa is the source of this 1044-nucleotide messenger RNA. Lineage: Eukaryota; Viridiplantae; Streptophyta; Magnoliopsida; Fabales; Fabaceae. The record is from the annotation of a GenBank genome assembly.
AUGAAUGUUAUUGAUCGAUGUUGGAGACCAAAUCUAGAAUGGAGGAAACAUCGAUCCCAAUUAGCAACAUGUUCAGUGGGCUAUGCCGGCAAGAUGUUAAAUAACAUUGGUAACGACCUUAUUUAUUAUAAAGUUACUGACUCUAGUGAUGAUCCUAUAAACCCAAAACCCAACACCUUGAGGUAUGGAGCCUCUAUGAUUCCAAGUAAAGUGUGGAUCACAUUUGAGAAGGACAUGGACAUCAAACUAGAGAAACCCCUUCUUAUUAGUAGUUUUACCACCAUUGAUGGUCGAGGUGUUAAUGUCCAUAUAGCUAAUAAUGCAUGCCUAAUGAUUUUUAAGGCCACCAACAUAAUUAUACAUGGCAUCCGAAUUCACCAUUGCAAACCUCAAGCCCCUGGGAUGGUAAUGGGGCAUGAGGGAAAGGUGAUUCCUCUAGGCCAUGUAGAUGGGGAUGCAAUUAGAUUGGUUACUGCUUCAAAGAUUUGGAUUGAUCAUAAUACACUUUAUGAUUGUCAAGAUGGUUUGCUUGAUGUAACUCGAGGUUCCACUAAUUUGACUAUAUCUAAUAAUUGGUUCAAAAAUCAAGAUAAGGUUAUGCUUCUUGGACAUGAUGAUGGAUACGUGAGAGAUCAAAACAUGAAGGUUACCGUCUUGUACAACCAUUUUGGACCAAAUUGCAAUCAACGCAUGCCAAGGAUUCGUCAUGGAUAUGCACAUGUAGCCAACAAUCUUUAUCAGGGAUGGCUCCAAUAUGCCAUUGGUGGAAGCAUGGACCCUAGUCUUAAAAGUGAAUCUAACCUCUUCAUAGCACCAACAUCAAGGAAUAAGGAGGUAACUUGGAGGAGAAAUAGUUCUAAUAAUGGAGACACAUGGGAAUUUCAUUCGGUGAGAGAUAUUUUUGAAAAUGGAGCGUCUUUUACUACAACAAAAGGAGGACGUGUGCCAAAACCGAAUUAUAAUAAUGAACAAAGAUUUAAAGUUGUUGAUGCCAAAUUUGUGAAAUCAUUGACACGUUCAUCAGGAGUGUUACCAACUAUGUAA